Molecule: messenger RNA, 1140 nt
Organism: Xenia sp. Carnegie-2017
Lineage: Eukaryota; Metazoa; Cnidaria; Anthozoa; Malacalcyonacea; Xeniidae
Exons: 2
Coding region: 83-754 (223 amino acids)
Source: RefSeq, a predicted model, not a curated record
GCGAUAGAGCUUUUGCGACGUCGGCGAGCGCUUAAUAGAGAGUUUACGAAACUUCACAUUUUGACGACGACGCCGGGAGUUAAUGCUAGUGCGCAUGCUUCUUAACAUUUUGGCUGCUUCCUUUGGCAACGACGCCGUGAAAUCGUCUUCUUUGGACGCGUCCUGCAUGUUCAAGAUGGCGGAUGAACAUCAAAACACAAAAAGCAAAAAAGCAAUGACUUGGACAAAUGAACAUAAUGAAAUUCUAGUUCGUGAAAUGUAUUUAUUCCAACCAUGGAACUUCAAAAAAGGAUCACAGCAACGAGGUAAUGCAUGGGAAAUGAUCAGUGAUUCCUUAAAUGAUAUGGAUAGCCCAAAGUUUAACGUGACGCAAAAGUCUGUUCGAGACCACUACACUUUACUUCAAAAACAACAAAAGAAAAGAUUAAGAGAGGAGGAAAAAGCUUCUGGGAUCUCUCCAGAGCCAUCUGCAGUAGAAACUUCCAUUGAGGAAAUUAUUCAAAUGUUCAGAAAUAGAGAUGAAGAAGAGAAAAUUUUGGAAGAGAAACAAAAACAAAACUCUGUUGCAGAAGUAGAAAAGGCUGUGGAAAUGAGACAACAGUCAAUGGAAACAUUAGCUGAAACUUACAAAAGAAAAUCUCAAAGUAAAGAUGGUGAAAAACCUAAAAGAAGAAUGUCAUCCAAUGGAAGUGAAAUCAUUGCCUAUUUACAACAAAAGUCAAAAGUUGAUGCAGAACUUAAAGAGAAGAAUUGAUGUUGAAAAAAGCUGAAGCUGAUGAAAGAAAACAACAACAAAACAACAUCAUUUCUCAACAGGAAGCUCUCACUAAAGCUUUAACUGACAGCAUUGCUGCUCAGCAAAAGCAGCAAGAGCAACUAAUGCAUCAACUGCAACUUCAAAACACUGCUUUACUAACAUUGAUGCAGAAUAUUGUUAAAAAAGACUGAAAUGUUUUAUUAAAACAGUGCAUAUAUUUUUGCUUGAGAGUAGACCAAACUUUUUUCACAUAUACAAUUUACUGUUAUUGAUAUUAUAGAUGAAACAUUCAUAAAGUUAUCCAUAACAAGAGUAUAUUAGAGUGAUGUUAAAAAAUGUUCCUGAUGACUUAACUCUGUACAUUAAACAAUUAGUCAACUUGA